Messenger RNA from Pectinophora gossypiella (pink bollworm), 5296 nucleotides. It is a transcript of the gene Men-b, whose product is annotated as NADP-dependent malic enzyme-like. The record is from RefSeq and is a predicted model, not a curated record. The transcript has 12 exons. The coding region runs from base 159 to 2015 and encodes 618 amino acids. NCBI's taxonomy places the organism in Eukaryota, Metazoa, Arthropoda, Insecta, Lepidoptera, Gelechiidae. Gene Ontology annotation, biological process: malate metabolic process; pyruvate metabolic process. Gene Ontology annotation, cellular component: mitochondrion. Gene Ontology annotation, molecular function: malate dehydrogenase (decarboxylating) (NADP+) activity; NAD binding; malate dehydrogenase (decarboxylating) (NAD+) activity.
GCCAUAGCGCGCGCACGCCCUCUAUGUUUCAGUCACACCACUGCCACAUGGAUCGGAGGGCGUUAUUCCGAUUAUUAUAAAAAAUAUUACAAUAUUUCAAGAGCGAAGAGAAUAUAGUUCCAGUUUAUCAGUUUCGUAGAUGAGAAAUAUUUUUUGAAAUGUUUACCGCAGUACCCAGGUCAUUAUUAUGUUGUUCAAACGCGUUAAGCCCUCAUCGGGCACUCGCGUAUGCCUUGACGAAAUGCCCCUCGUUCUUCGAGGCGUCCCAGUGCCGGGAGUACCACGAGGUCACCGGCAACAUUAUCUGCCCCAAUGUGGUCAGGGGCAUCGACCAUUUGAGAGAUCCUCGCCUUAACAAGGGUCUAGCCUUCACUCUAGAAGAACGUCAAGCCCUCGGGAUCCAUGGCUUAUUGGCAGCCAAGUUCAAAACGCAAGAGGAACAACUCGAGAUUUGCAGAAUAUCUGUUGAUAGAUACGAGGAGAAUCUGAACAAAUACCUCUACCUCGUGGAGUUACAGGAUAGAAAUGAGAAGUUGUUCUUCAGACUCCUAGCGGAGAACAUUGAGAAGUACCUGCCGAUUGUGUACACCCCAACAGUGGGCCUGGCCUGCCAAAGGUUCGGCCUCAUCUACAGAAGACCUAGAGGCCUCUUCAUCACCAUCAACGAUAAAGGCCAUAUAUUCAAUAUCCUUAAAAACUGGCCUGAACCAGAUGUGCGCGCGAUCGUGUUCACCGACGGCGAGAGAAUCUUAGGUCUGGGCGACCUGGGUGCCUAUGGAAUGGGCAUUCCCGUCGGUAAGCUGUCUCUCUACACGGCGCUUGCUGGCAUCAAGCCACAUCAAUGUCUGCCCAUCACGCUGGACGUGGGGACUGACAAUCCGGACCUUCUUGAAGAUCCGCUGUACAUCGGUCUACGACAGAAGAGAGUUCGUGGCAAGGAGUACGAUGAGUUUAUCGACGAAUUCAUGGAAGCGUGCGUCCAGAGAUAUGGACAGAACACGCUUUUGCAAUUCGAGGACUUCGCUCUGGCGAACGCUGGUCGUCUCCUCCAGAAGUACCGCAUGAAGUACUGCACGUUCAAUGAUGACAUCCAAGGCACGGCGAGUGUCGCCGUCGCUGGUCUCAUGGCCGCUGUCAGAGUCACCAAGAGGAAGCUCAGCGAGAACAUUUAUCUGUUCCUUGGCGCUGGAUCGGCAGCGAACGGUAUUGCCAACCUAACAGUGGCGGCUAUGGUCGCGGAUGGUCUGACGGAGCGACAGGCGAGGGACCGAGUGUAUAUGUUCGACGUCGACGGGCUUCUGUCGACGAGGCGGGAAGGUGGUGUCCCGCCCCAUGCCAAGGCGUUCGGAAAGGACAUCGAGCCCGAGAAGGACUUCGAAGCGUGCGUCGCCAAGAUCAAGCCAAGUUGUCUUAUUGGCUGUUCAACUGUAGGCGGCGCAUUCACCCCGACGGUGUUGAAGCAAAUGGCUCAGAACACGCAUAGACCCGUCAUCUUCGCUCUCUCCAACCCCACCAGCAAAGCCGAGUGUACCGCGCAGGACGCCUACGACCAUACUGAGGGUCGCUGCAUCUUCGCGUCCGGCUCGCCGUUCCCGCCAGUCAAGUACGACGGCAAGGAGUUCCACACGGGGCAGGGCAACAACUCGUACAUCUUCCCCGGCGUCGCGCUCGGCGUCAUCGCGACCGCCACACACCAUAUACCCGAGACUAUGUUCCUUACUGCCGCCCGGACCCUGGCAGAGUACGUGAGCGCGGACGACCUCGCGAUCGGCCGCAUCUACCCGUCGCUCGCGGAAGUGAAGGACGUCUCUGUAGCCAUCGCUAUCGAGGUCGCUAAGAUGGCCUACGACGAAGGUUUGGCCUCCGUGUACCCACAGCCAAAAGACUUGGCGAAGCAUGUCCAGAACCAAAUGUACAACCACUUCUACGAGAGUUCUAUGCCUGUGGUAUGGGACUGGAAACCAGAGGAGAAGUUCGAAGUGCGACCCAUACAACCUGUUCCUAAGAACAUCUAAAGUUUACUAGCAAAUUGGUAUAGAUUUGCUUCAAGCAAAUCUUUUGAAGAUGCGAUUUUGUAUGGCCCCUUAGCAGUUAAGCUUGUAAGAAAUGUAUGUUACCGUGAAGUGAAAUUAACACGGUAAGAAAGAAAGGGUUCUUCAUACAAAUCACGAGAAACUUUACGAGAUUUACGAGAGGCGCUCCCGUUAUUGUGCGUGACUCUGUUAAUCGGUUUGUAUGAAGAUUUUUAAAAAAUACUGCCUUUUCUUGUUUCCCUUUACUGUGUAGUAAAAAUUAUGUCGUAUGAUAUUGUUAUUUUAUACAAGCUUAUUGUAGACAUGUAUUAAUAGUAUGUUGCUUAAUCGAUGUUUUUGAUUAGGUGCUAAGAAGUUUUACAAAAUCGACAUCUAUUAAUGUAAAAGUAAGCGAAAGAUCUUAAAUCAUGUCCGAUGAAUCGAGAUGGCGCGUCUGAACAUCUCAGUAGCUCAAAUUAGUUUGUUUUUUUAUUUUUAUUUCAAGGCAAUAAGGUGCACCGAGUAUCAAACAACGACAGACGUAAAAUGUUUCUUAUAUCGUCUUUACUAAGGUGCACAGUGAAACCAGUACGAUGAUUGUACUCAGUUGUCUUGAUUAGUUAAUUUAUUUUAACCAAUAUAAAUCAUUAUUUAUAGUAGAUGUUUUAGGGUUUACUUUGCGGCGUUCAACGCCUUUAUACAGGAGUGUUCGGUUUGUUCACGUAUUAUUUUUACACAAAGUAUUAUUUCUGUAUUAUAUUUGCGUAUUUUAUUAGGUAUCAUAUCUCAGUGUUUAUGGCAUUUAAGACAAUGCCCAUUUAUUUUCGUGUUUUGUUCUACAACCUUCGCGGGAAAGUAGUGGUUUAAUGUUGAUUCAAGUUUCGAUAAAAUGUUUGAGGCGAUAUGUUGUGAGUUGCGGCCGUAACAAAUAUUAAUUAUGUAUGAAACUGAUUUCGUGAAAACUGCACUUAUCAGGUUACAUAUGUAGAAUUAACGGGAAAUGCACUUGGGCUAAUACAACAAGAGUUAUUUCUUCGAAUAAGAUUUUAUUAGGCUAUAAAAUAAAAAGAAAAACUGGUUUCCCGCUUCUUAUCAAUGGUCAAUGUUUCCCACAACAACAAAUCGUCCCAAAAGUUCAAAUAAAUGUUUAAAACGUGACUAAUGAUAUGGUGGCCUUUAACAUUGCUUUAGCUUUGUUAACUAAAUGUACAUGCACCGGAAUGUAUGAAACGCGCGUGUGAUGUAGUGUUGCACUCGAUAUGUCCCAAUAGUUUUAAUUGGUACAUGAGUAUAAAAUGCCGGUGGGCCUUCAUAACUCUUGAGUUUGUUUUCGGAAUUGAUCACGUUUGAUAAUUUGAUUAUCUAUUGUAAUGAUGUAAUAAUCUUACAGGCAUGUGAAGAGGUUCACUUUCCAUGCUACGUCCGAUGUUAGAUCAUCUACGUACAUUAAGAUUUCGCAUGCCAUCACGCAUGUAUCCCCGAAGAUUCCACGCCAGCAACUAAAAAAAAACAGUAUGAUAAUAACGGAACGAAUGAUAAACAGAGCUACACAUAGCAAAAUCAAUAACCAUACAAUAAAUGUGUUGGCAACUUUUUUGCGCUAUAGUUGGUUGGCAAAGGCCUUAUCCUUAGUGUAUUUGGUCUAUUGCCCAACACUGGGACAACAUAAUCUUCAUAACCGUUUAAUUCGUGUUCAAGUAUACCGUUCUUUGCAUUUUGACCAAUUAGUCAAAUUAGGGACUUAUAAAACUUUUCGACUUAUUUUAUUCUAAAUCGAAUAUGUAUUUAUGGGGCGUGGUUAAGGUGUAGCCCAUAUGAUUAAGGUCAAAAUGAUUCACCAUAUGCGCUUAUUACACUUGCCAAUCUAUCCGGCACGAUGCGUAGGUAUCGGGCAUUGUAAUCAUGAUCGCCAUACAUUUAUACCUACACCAGCAGUCGCGGCACAGCAAACGCAGCACGCGCGGCUCGAUUUAUAUCGAGGGCUUUGACCAAUAGCCGUUAGACGUCUAUCCACGUAGAGAUAGCAUUCGCUGCGACUAUUGGUCGAAACCCUCGAUAUAAUUCGCGCAACGCGAGGCGUGGUUAUACAUUGUUUUAAGUUUACGCGGUUAUUAUUAUAAUUAAAGCACAUAAUAACGGGUUCUUACCGCGUUUAAAUGGGAUAUGAGACUCCCGAUAUCCCCAUUUAAACACGGUAAGAACCCGUUAUUAUGUGUGAGGCGUGGUUGCCGUGCAGAGCCUGCUGAUGGUUGAGCUAGCGUACUUGACGCGUCAGGCCGAUGGAUUGGGCAGUUUAACAAGGUUCAAUCGAGUUUUAAGAGUAAUAAAGUAUUGAAAACAACGGCAGCAUGUCUUGUACGGGACGUAACAUGUCUAGUCACCACAGCAUUAAAACGUAUCCUGAAUGCAGGUCAUCUAUUUAUGCAUUUUAAAUCAUGUUAUUUAUUAAGUAUAAACCGGUAAUGAAGUGAAAACAAAGACAUUUAGAAAUUACUUUUAGGACGAUGUAGAGUUAAAAAUUACGAGGGAAAUAUAGUGCCCCCUUUUAAAAAAUUUCGCCGUUCGUUAUAAAGUUGCGAAAUGUUAUAACCACUUUAAAUAGACACUUUAUGCCGCAUAUUGUAUGAAUUGUAGAAUUUUGGCUGCUGUCUUUUAAUACCAAGUUGUAAUGGAGUAAGUAUACCGCUUAUAGACGUGUCUACUUAAUUUGGUUGUCUACACAUUGCACUCUUCCGAACGGAAUGCAAUAUUAAAUACUAUUAUACUACAUUGACUAUAACUAUCCAGUAAGUAUUAAUAAAAUAUAGAUUACGUCACCUAGGUGUUAAUCGAAUAACUAGUGUAUUUGACUUGGUGAAAUUACGUUUUAAUUUCAGUAUUUUGAUAGUGAGACAAAAUCUUUUCGCUAAGCGAAAUAUUACCUGUGUAUUUUUGAGUUAAGUAUUUCGUUUAUUUAUGUUACGUAUCUGUCGAUACAAAGUGAUUAUGUUGCUGUGACGAAGUAUGAUAAAAAAUGUUUUGAACUAACAUAAUGUACAAAUAUAGUGUUGAAUGUGUUUGUUGUCUAAUUUAGUGUUAUUUCACGAGACUUCUGGUUGUCAAUUAAUUGUCAGCCAAAAAUAUUCUCCUAACAUAUUUUACCUCUCAAUUUGUCAAUUAACUUGGGUUUUUCGCAGUUAAUCCUUUGGCCACUGAUGAGGUUUACAUGUUUAGUUGGUUGUAUUGUUGCAUAGGUACAAUAAUUAUGGAUGUUACUAAUUAAAGAAUGUUCGAAACAUGAUCAA